CAGGGGAGGUUAUCCGUACGACACAUCCAAGUCUUUCAUAUGGGAAUGCAUGUCUGGGUUCGGACUAAUAGGGGUAUCUUUGUCAUUUCAAAAGAAAACAACCCGCCUUUUCUACCGUUGCCUCCGGUCGAUAGAAGGAUUUGAAAUUCUACCCGUUCCUUUCAAAUUUCCCGCCAAUGGCUGCUACGGCUAUCUUCGCUAGGCGCCUGGGAACUUCCGUUAAGGACGCGGGAGCAAAGAAAGGCUCAGGAUGGUUUGGCCCUCACAUGGCGGCGGCCUCUCAGGCCAUUCUCGAACGAAUUCCAAUGGUCGAUCUAACCAUUGAAAUCAGAGACUCAAGGAUACCCUUCUCAUCUGCAUAUGGAGAUCUGGAUCACCUUCCAUCUUCCUCUAGACGCAUGAUCGUCCUAAACAAGAUGGACCUUGCAGAUCGCUCUCAGACAAAGAAGUGGGUGAAGCAUUUUGAGGAACAGAACUGUAUUUGUUAUGCUGUCAAUUCACACAACAAGGACAAUAUCAAGGAGUUACUGCUCUUCAUUCAAGCCCAAAUCAGGGAAAUAAAGGGCAAUCAGUCUAAUUAUACUGCGACUGCGAUGCUGGUUGGAAUUCCCAAUGUUGGAAAGUCGGCCAUUUCCAACUCCUUGCAUCAAAUUGGCCGGAUUAGUGCUGCAGAGAAGGGAAAGCUUAAGCAUGCAGUGAUAAGUCCGUUUCCUGGGGAGACUAAGGAUAUCAGCAGUUUUAAGAUUGCAAGCCAUCCCAACAUAUAUAUUUUGGACACACCAGGUGUUUUAGCUUCCAAAAGUCUUGAUGUUGAGAUGGGCUCUAAACUAGCUUUAACUGGAGCCAUUGAGGAUUAUUUGGUUGGAGAAUAUGAACUUGCUCAGUAUUUUCUAGCCAUCCUCCACUCUAGCGAUGACUACAAACAUUGGGAGAAGUUGUGCACCACGGAGAAUGAUAGGUCACCCAUAGACCACACAGAGAAGCUCUCAGUCAGCUCUGACUCAGACAAGAGAAGACAAAAGCAGUAUUCCACGGAUCACACGCAGGAUUUCAUCGUGAGGGAUGUUCGUCAAGCCCUUUUCAAGACCAUUUCUUCAUUCAAUGGAAAUCUGGAAACUGAAAAGGAAAUGAUGGGGCUGAUAGAAGCUCAGUUUGCAGUCCUGCACGAGGCUUUCAGAGUGCUGCCAGAAUCAGGAGAAGAUGGAUGCAGGAGGGUUGCUACAAAGCUGCUCAACUUAUACCGGACCGGGAGGCUUGGCCAUUACACUUUAGACCCUGUUCCUAGAAAUUUUCAAUGACCCAUUAUAUUAAGAUAAGUUAUAUGUUUGAGGUUUAAGUAACAUGAGUACCUCUCUCUCUUCCAAUAGGACAUGAAUUCUCACCAAGGCAGUGAUUUUGGCUCAACAUGCAAGAACUCGAAUUUGGCAUUUUUGGAAUUUUCGCACAUGGUAGAAUUUACAAAAAUCAUGAGAUGAUUCUUUUA
This is a messenger RNA of Magnolia sinica, 1483 nucleotides long. Its product is annotated as DAR GTPase 2, mitochondrial. Lineage: Eukaryota; Viridiplantae; Streptophyta; Magnoliopsida; Magnoliales; Magnoliaceae. Gene Ontology annotation, molecular function: GTPase activity; GTP binding. Gene Ontology annotation, cellular component: mitochondrion. The coding region runs from base 177 to 1298 and encodes 373 amino acids. The transcript has 8 exons. The record is from RefSeq and is a predicted model, not a curated record.